AUGCAACGAAAGAGAAGAUUUUCUUCGUUCCAAGUGAUCGACAGUUUGGACGACCACUUGUAUGAGGAGACAUCAGAAAUGUCCCGUUUGUUGAUCAUAGGGUUGGGUGCCGUAUGUUUCUCUACUAUUAUCGUCUGCGAGACCGCAUUCAUUGACUUUUCGCCAACUUUUUUCCGAUAUUACUCUAACGUGAAGGGUUACAAAACUGCAAUUAUGUUGGCAGUCAUGACAGCUUUCUAUACGUUGACGCGCGCCUGUAGUAUAUAUUUGGCCAUAAGAGUGCGGCCCCAAUAUAUACUAACUGUACAUUACGUGAUU
Messenger RNA from Oppiella nova, 318 nucleotides. Lineage: Eukaryota; Metazoa; Arthropoda; Arachnida; Sarcoptiformes; Oppiidae. The record is from the annotation of a GenBank genome assembly.